CUGGGCUUCAACAUCCGCGGAGGAAAAGCAUCACAGCUGGGAAUCUUCAUCUCUAAGGUGAUCCCUGACUCGGAUGCACACAGAGCUGGGCUGCAGGAAGGGGACCAGGUGCUCUCGGUGAAUGAUGUGGAUUUCCAGGACAUUGAGCACAGCAAGGCUGUGGAGAUCCUGAAGACAGCCAGGGAAAUCACCAUGCGUGUGCGUUACUUCCCUUACAAUUACCAGAGACAGAAGGAAAGAACUGUUCACUAG
Molecule: messenger RNA, 252 nt
Organism: Eurypyga helias (sunbittern)
Lineage: Eukaryota; Metazoa; Chordata; Aves; Eurypygiformes; Eurypygidae
Gene: PDZD11
Product: PDZ domain containing 11
Exons: 4
Biological process (GO): protein localization to basolateral plasma membrane; neurotransmitter secretion; maintenance of epithelial cell apical/basal polarity
Cellular component (GO): cell-cell junction; synapse; basolateral plasma membrane
Molecular function (GO): protein binding
Source: RefSeq, a predicted model, not a curated record